UUUUUUUUUUUUUCUAUUUUAUGACCAUUGUAUUAUAGAUCUCUUAAUGAUGAAAAGCACGUCCGUCUUGGCUGUGUUUCUAUUUUUUCCUUCAUUGAUUUAUUGUCAAUUAGCUUCUGGAAACAAUACAGGCAAUUGUACACCUAGUAAUUGUCAAGCAGUUUGCAAUCCUCCAUGUUCUACAGAUAUGAGUUGUGUUCUUGGUACUAUGAAGUCAUGUGGUGUUUGUCCUUCAUCAUCUUGUAUCAGCAAUUCCAUACUUGGUCUUCCAACCUCAGGCAACUCCACCAAUAAUAAUGGUGGUCAACAACAACAACAACAAGACAGUAAUGGUCCUGAUGGUGCUAUGAUUGGGGGCAUUGUAGGUGGAUUAGUAGGCGGUGGGCUUUUAUUGGCUGCUGCCCUUUGUUGGCUCUUUCGACAUCAAAAACAGAAAAAACGAGGACUUCCUUUUAUUGUACCUGGAAAUAAUCGUUUGGAUACGACAUCAUCUGUAGUCAUGUCAACAACAACAACAAGAUCUCCUUCCAGAAUGACAACUGGAUUAUCACCAACUCCUGUGAUUCCCACUUCUUUGGCUUCAUUAUCAUCAGCUCAACGACAUCAACUUCAUAUAGAUCAACAUAUAAACAACAACAACAACAACAACCAUAGUAAUAAUAAUAAUAACAACGGUAAUCAGUUACGACCUAUAUCCAGUUCAAGUUAUUUAGAUGAUGAUGAUGAUCAUAGUAGUCUCAGUAGUUUAAGUCAACGUGGUUCAGUAGCAAUGACAGCAACUAUAGGUAAAAUCCAACAUCAACCAGCAUUGAAAUCAGGUCAAGCAUUCCAAGCAACUCGAAUGAAAGCACACGUCAUGCGAGUCAAUCGACUGGUGGAAGAUAAUAGAUCAAGCAAUGGUACACUUAGUCGUAGUGGAUCAGUACGUACGAUCUUAACACGGGAUAAUUCCAUUCAUUCAUUAUCUCGUUCCAACACAGCACCAUCAAGACCUCAAAAGAACAAUAGCAACAAUAGUACAUCAACUACUUUAGAAUCAUUGAAAACUAAGGAUGAUUCUUCAACAAAACGGAUUUCAGCACCCAUGUUAGUAGCUUCCAAUAAUGAUCCAUUUGAUGAUCGACAUAGUGUAAUUGAAGAUGACAUAGGUGAAAUGUCUAUAACCCCUGCCAAGUAAAAAAAAAAAAAAAAAAAGGAACGCCUUUCUCCUUAUUUAUAUAUAUGUCCUUUUACCCACUUGUCUUCAUUAUUAUUAUUAUUAUUUGUACCACUUGUAUAUUCCUUUUAUGAUGUUUAUUUUUUCCAUUCUUUUUAUACCAACACGCUGGAUUCGUAUUUGCUUCUUUGAUUCAAUUUUGUUCAUUUUUAGUUUAGUUUAUAUACACAAUAAACUUUUUUUUUU
Messenger RNA from Halteromyces radiatus, 1402 nucleotides. RefSeq lists its product as uncharacterized. The record is from RefSeq and is a predicted model, not a curated record. The transcript is spliced from 3 exons. The coding region runs from base 47 to 1177 and encodes 376 amino acids. NCBI's taxonomy places the organism in Eukaryota, Fungi, Mucoromycota, Mucoromycetes, Mucorales, Cunninghamellaceae.